GCCGGCCCCGGCGGAGCCGUGUCGGUAGUUACUGAUACGCGGCGGCGGCGGGGGGCGAGCCCCGCGGCUCUGACAUGGAUCUCCAGGUGGUUGUGUGGCUGUUCUACUGCUUUCUGCUGCCCACCGCGCUGUUAACAGCUUGUCUUUUUCGCUACAACAUCCUGUCGCUGGUUUACUUCCUUUACCUGCUGCUGCUGCCAUGGUUCCUGUGUCCCAACAAACACACGAUCCGAGGUCACACAGGAAGGUUUAUCAGAGCGGUAUUCUGUACCAGUCUACUGUUUGUACUGGCUCAUAUCUGCUUCCAGACAGUACUAUACACGUAUCCUCCUCUCAACAUCGCCAUAGGUGAUAACUGUUCACAAUGGGACACCAUAACCAGACAUAUAGGACUGUCCAGGCUUCCCUUGGAUGAUCCUUGGAGUGUGUUACGCCUUCUGUGUCCUGACCUCGGUGUGUGUGUGGUUGCCUUGGUAACAGUUGUCCUCUGCAGCAGAUUGGUCAGGAACAGAGAAAUGGUGGCUGCUGCCAACAUUACAUUGCUACAAGAUGAUCCAACAGACAAAACCACAGUUGAUGAGGAGGAGGAUGAAGAGGAAGAGGCGUCAGGAGAUGAAGAUGAAGAAGAGAGGUCAUUACCUGGUGACCCUGAGGAGGAGGUUUCCACAGCAACCAGAGCCAAACAGCUGGCUGAGCGUAUGAAGGCCACAGCCCGGAAAGUUCUGCGGGACCUGGGGAGAGUCUUGGCCAUCAGCCUGCUGGCUUUGGCUGGCAUCACACUGCCCUCUGCCUUCUCAGCCAUCUACUUCCUGCUUUUCAUUGGCGUGUGCACAUGGUGGGCGUGCCACCUUCCCAUCAGCCACCUGGGUUUCAAUGCACUGUGUGUGAUGGUGGGCUUCUUCACCUCUGGUCACAUGGUCUGUCUGUACUUGUACCAGAGUCUGCUGGCCCAGGCCCUGUUUCCCCCACACAGUCUGUGGGCCAGACUUUUUGGUCUGAAGGACAUCAUCAUACCAGGAAACUGCUCCUUGCCCUAUGACCUCAACCUUAAUGCAGAUCAUGAUUGGCCAGUUUAUGUCAACCCAGGAAUACUGUUCCUCCUCUACAUUACCAUAGCAACUGUUCUCAAGACAGGAUGUCAUGGAACACCUAACCAGCUCGGCAGUUUCUCACACAGUUGGUCAUUGGCAGGGCAUGGAGGCACAAGAGGAUUUGAAAUGGAACACAGAUGCUGUAUUUGUGUUCAGCAGGAUGAGGAGGAGGAGCAGCAGCAGCAGGAGAAAAGGGAAGAAUUGAAGGAGGAGAUGGUGGAGUUAAGGUCAUGGAAUCAACAGAAAGAUAACUCUGUAGAUGACACACAGCUCAUGCUCCAGUCUAUGGGAACAGAAAGCAGCAGAGGAGAAACUGUGGCUGGAGAGAGUCAGCCAGAUCUGGGUGUUUGUGGCGCUCCCAGGGGCCAACAGAGCGAAAGUCCGUUUUUCCUGCUGGGAAAGGUGGUCAUGCAGCAGAGCUAUGUCUGCGCUCUCAUAGCCAUGAUGGUUUGGAGCAUCACGUACCACAGCUGGCUGACCUUUGUGCUGCUGCUGUGGGCUUGUCUCAUCUGGAUCCUGCGUGCCAGAAGGCAUGCAGCCACACUGUGCUCUCCAUUCAUCCUGCUCUAUGGCCUGGCUCUGUGCUGUCUGCAGUACGUCUGGGCCAUGGAGCUUCAGCCUGAACUGCCCACCACUGUGGGAACCAUGAGCCUCAGACAACUGGGGCUGGACAGAGCCCAGUACCCCUGUCUAAGACUGGGAGCUAUGCUUCUGUUCACUUUAACCUUCUGGCUGUUGGUACGUCAGUCAGUGAAGGAAAACUUCAGCAAGAAGAGGAAAAUGACCACACCACUACAGGAAGUCACUACAGGAGAAGAGGGGGCAGCUAAUGAAUCGGUGCUGAAGGUUCUGGGAGGCAUGGUGAUGAGCUGUUAUGCCAAAUACUGGAUCUAUGUGUGUGGAGGGAUGUUCAUCAUGGUCUCCUUUGCUGGAAAACUUGUUGGAUACAAGAUCAUCUACAUGCUGCUGUUCCUGCUCUGCCUCUGUCUCUAUCAGGUGUACUAUUCUCUGUGGAGGCGUCUGCUGAAGCUCUUCUGGUGGCUUGUUGUGGCCUACACCAUGCUGGUGCUGAUCUCCAUCUACACUUACCAGUUUGAAGACUUCCCUGGAUACUGGAGAAACUUUACUGGUUUCACAGAAGAACAGCUGGCAGCCAUUGGUCUGGAGAUGUUUGCUCUGUCCGAACUCUUCACCAGUAUUCUGAUCCCUGGCUUCUUCCUGCUGGCCUGUAUUCUGCAGCUGCACUACUUCCACAAGCCCUUCAUGAGAAUCACUGACCUGGAGCAUGUUGCACCUAUACACAAGAAGAAGAGCAGUGAGAGGGCUGAGCAGACUGGCUCCGGGAAUGUGGGGGUGAACUUUGAAGAGGAAGACCUGGUGACUAACAUCGAUGAGGAAUCUGAAGACGAAGGUGGUCUUGAGCCUCGGAUGUUUCUAUUGGAGUUGAUGCCCAGUAAGUGGGGUCUGGUGAUGGACAGGUUACUGGUUCUGUCCAGAAGGUUCUCUGACAUUCUCACCAAAGUUCAAGUGUUUCUCUGGAGGCUUCUGGAGCUCCACAUCCUCAAGAUGGUGGCCUUCUUCUCUGUGUGGGUUGCACUUGAAGAGCCGUCUGUGAUGAACCUGGUCCUGGUGGUGUUGUGGUCUCUGGCGAUGCCUUAUGGUCGCUUCAGGCCCAUGGCUUCCUGUCUGUCUACAGUCUGGGUGUGUGUCAUCAUCGUGUGUAAGAUGCUGUACCAGCUCAGUGUUGUCAACCCUGUUGAGUACUCCAGUAACUGUAGCCUGCCCCUAGCAAAUGAAACCAACAUGUUACCAGAGGAGAUGAUGAACUCCUCUCUGUAUAUGGAGCCAGUGGAUCCAGCCAAAUGGUUUGGCAUCAGGAAAGAUGCCACCGUACUGGGAUACAGCAAGAACCAUUUGAUAGUGCUGAUGUUGUUGGUGUUCGAGGCGACAGUGUACCGUCACCAGGCCCACCACUACCGUCAGCUCCAACGAUCUCCGCCCUCCAUCCCCACUCUGUUCCCCACCGCCACCAGGGACACUCUAGACCAGGGCCUCCUACCCUGCUUCAAGUACCUGCUCAACUACACCUUCUACAAGUUUGGACUAGAGAUUUGCUUCCUGAUGACGGUGAAUGUGAUUGGCCAGCGGAUGAACUUCAUGGUGAUAAUCCAUGGCUGUUGGUUGGUAGCCAUGUUGGUGAGGCGGCGGAGGGCAGCUAUUGCCAGGAUCUGGCCCAGAUAUUGUCUCUUCCUGUCCAUCUUCAUGAUCUACCAGUAUCUACUGUGUGUAGGCAUACCGCCUGCUCUCUGUAUAGACUACCCAUGGCGGUGGAACACUCCAGUGUUGAUGAACUCGGCUCUCAUUAAAUGGAUCUAUCUGCCUGACUUCUACACUGUGCCUAACUCCAAAAACCUCAUAGCGGACUUUGUGUUGCUGAUGUGUGCAUCCCAGCAGUGGAAGGUGUUUGAGUGUGAGCACACGGAGGAGUGGAUGGUUCUGGCAGGAGAGAACACAGACGACCCUGAACCAAUGGAAGAGCGACUGUUUAACCCUGCACCCAACUUCAUCAACUGCAGGAGUUACCUGGACAUGGCUAAAGUUUUGGUGUUUCGUCACCUCUUCUGGUUUGUGCUGUCGGUGGUCUUCAUCACCGGGGCUACCAGGAUCUCUGUGUUUGGAUUGGGCUACCUGCUCGCCUGCUUCUUUUUCCUCCUGUUUGGGACCCAGCUAUUGGUCAAACCAUCCAGGACCCGCCUCGCCCUGUGGGACUGUCUCAUCAUCUAUAACGUGGCAGUCAUUAUAUCUAAAAAUAUGUUAUCAAUCCUGGCGUGUGUGUUUGUGUUUGAGAUGCAGAAAGGCUUCUGUUGGGUGAUUCAACUCUUCAGCCUGGUUUGCACAGUCAAAGGAUACUAUGACCCGAAAGUAGUGAGUGGCAAGACCUGCAGCCUCCCAGUAGAAGAGGCCGGGAUCAUCUGGGACAGUAUCUGUUUCCUCUGCCUGUUACUGCAGCGGAGGGUCUUCCUGAGUUUCUACUUCCUGCAUGUGGCGGCAGAGCUGCAGGCUUCUGCCAAACAGGCCUCGAGGGGCUUUGAGCUCUUCAGAGCCAGUAUCGUGAAGAACAUUAAGUUCCACCAACAAGCUGAGAGGAAAUCUCUGUCUCAGCUCAAGAGAUCGAUGCAGAGAAUUCGCUCCAAGCAGCAGAAGUACAGAGAUGGACACAAAACAAGUGACGAUUCCAACAAGAGUCAGACUGCUGAGACCCAGACAGACAAGAAAAGGUCCAGGAAGAAAAAGUGGCACCAGCCGUGGUUGGACCAUGCUACAGUUCUCCACUCAGGAGAGUACUACCUGUUUGAAUCAGACAGUGAGGAUGAAGAGGAGCUGCAGUCUGAAGAACAGAAGCCUCAGACUGCCUGUCAGUUGGCAUACCAAGCGUGGGUGAGCAGCGUGAAAACAGCUUUGAGAGAACGACAGAGACACCAGAGACAGCUGAGGAGGAUUGAGAGAAAAGAGAAAGAGAGAGAAGGAAGAAUGGGUUCACAGCAGGAGGCUUUCUCUGUGAUGGGUUGUGGGGACGAUGUGUUUGAGGAGCCUGUCAUUCAGGAAGAGGUGGAGGAGCCAGAGGAACAGGAAUCUGGUCAUGGCGAGAUGGUUCAGAGGAUCUUGGAUAUCCUGCGUUUCUUAUGGGCCAUAGUUCUGGCCAUGUUGGACGGACUGACUCAGUGGUUCAACCUGCUAACGAAACAGUACAGAGAGACAUCUACUGUUCUGUGCAAUGAACGUUACUUCAUUAUACACAAGAUACAGCAGCAUCAUACAACAGCAGACUCCACAGAUGACCAGGUAUCUCAGGGCAGUGAGAGUCCCACACUGGAGACCUGUUUGGAUGAGACUGAUGCAGAAAACUCCACCAGAUACAGCUGCCUGGAGGUGGAGAGCGGGGGGUUGACAGGCCGGUCUACCCCCAGGCCAAGGCUCAACAGCACUGGGAACCUCUUGAGUCCAGAACCCCCAUCCAGCAGCAUGGAACUGGUACCAGUGCCAUCCAAACAACAACACAGACACUCCCGAACAGCCAGCGAGCUGCUGGGAGACAGGCAGUUCUUCAUUGAGGAGCUAGAACAGAGCAGAGAGUUCUAUAACAACCAGAACCGUCUGCUGAAGUUGCUGUUUGCCAUGUACAACCUGCUGGCUGCCAACUCAGAGCUAGUCUGCUAUUUCAUCAUAGUGUUGAACAACGUGGUCAGUGCCUCUGUGAUAUCACUGGUCCUGCCCAUACUGGUGUUCCUAUGGGCUAUGUUAGCUGUUCCAAGACCAACCAAGAGGUUUUGGAUGACUGCUAUAGUCUACACAGAGGUGAUGGUGGUGGUGAAAUACCUUUUCCAGUUUGGAUUCUUUCCCUGGAACAGUGUUUAUGAGAUGACUCUAAAUGAAGACAAACCUUUCUUCCCACCUCGCAUCCUGGGCCUGGAUAAGACUGACAACUACAUCAAAUAUGAUCUUCUUCAGCUGCUGGCUCUGUUCUUCCACAGAUCCCUGCUCAUGCGUUAUGGCCUGUGGGACCAUGAGGGCCCCCUGGAGGAGCAGAGCCCCUCACCAGAAAGUUGUAAGGAUGAAGGAAAAACUAGAGAUGAAGGUGGAAGCAGGAAGGAGGAGGAGGAGGAACUGGACCAACUUGAAAAGGAUAAUGUGGACUAUGUUGAACCGAGUACCAGCUCUGCUGCUGCUACCCCACAACCUCCUGCAGCUGAACCAGCACCCACUGGGUCAAAACACGGACAGGAAACUUCGUCUGGGCUGAAGAACACGUUGAAUCCUCCCAGCAGUCAGAGGGAGGAUAAGAUGGAGGGAGACCAUGAGCAGGUGAUAGAGGAAGUCCCUAAGAAAAGCAGCAGUAUCCGCUUCCGCAAGAAACCUAAACAACCCAAACAACAGUGCAGCAAAGUGGAGCCCACAGCUGAGAGUGCAGAUCCCUGUGAAGAGCCAGUGAAGAAGAAGCAGAAAGGCAGGAGGAGAGAGGAAGCCGGUCAGAGAUUGCUGGCUGUGGGACACAAAAUAAAAAUGUCUUCAUCUCUGGUAUUCAGAGUUUACAGGCCAGCUCAGGGUUUCUUCAUGGGUAUUCUUCAUGCUGAGUAUCGGGCCGCCACUGAUGUCUAUGCCCUCAUGUUCUUGACUGAUGUCAUCGACUUCAUCAUCAUCGUCUUUGGGUUUUGGGCUUUUGGGAAACACAGUGCAGCAGCUGAUAUAGCCUCCACCCUGUCAGAGGACCAGGUUCCUGAGGCCUUUCUGGUGAUGCUGCUCAUCCAGUUCAGCACCAUGAUCAUCGACAGAGCGUUGUACCUGCGCAAGGCCGUCUUGGGAAAACUCAUCUUCCAGGUGAUCCUUGUGUUUGGGAUCCACCUGUGGAUGUUUUUCAUCCUGCCUGCUGUCACUGAAAGGAUGUUCAGUCAGAACUUUGUGGCCCAGCUCUGGUAUUUCGUCAAGUGUAUUUACUUCGGCCUGUCAGCCUAUCAGAUCCGCUGUGGAUACCCCACUCGUAUCCUCGGCAACUUCCUCACCAAGAAAUACAACCACCUCAACCUGUUUCUCUUCCAAGGGUUUCGUCUGGUGCCGUUCCUGGUGGAGCUGCGAGCAGUGAUGGACUGGGUUUGGACUGACACCACUCUGUCUCUGUCAAACUGGAUGUGUGUGGAGGACAUUUAUGCCAACAUCUUCAUCAUUAAAUGCAGCCGUGAGACAGAGAAGAAAUACCCACAGCCUAAAGGGCAGAAGAAGAAGAAGAUAGUGAAAUAUGGCAUGGGUGGACUCAUCAUCUUCUUUUUGAUCUGCAUCAUCUGGUUUCCCCUGCUCUUCAUUUCAUUGGUCAGAUCAGUGGUGGGUGUGGUCAACCACCCUAUCGAUGUCACAGUGACUGUUAAGCUGGGAGGAUAUGAGCCCCUGUUCACCAUGAGUGUGCAGCAGCAGUCCAUCAAGCCCUUCACAGAGACUGAAUAUGACCAACUUACCAAAAUGUUUGGAGACAAUGCGGUAGCCAUGCAGUUCAUCACUCUCUACAGUUACGAGGACAUAGUGACGGCCAUGAUCGAAGGUAGUUCAGGAUCGGUAUGGAGGAUCAGCCCCCCCAGCAGACAGGAAGUCAUUAAAGAACUACUUGGAAGUCCUGUUGACCUAACACUACGUCUGGCCUGGAAUUUCCAGAGGGACCUGGGUAAAGGAGGGACAGUGGAACACACCUUUGACAAACACUCUAUAGACCUGGAACCUGGAAACCCAGUCAGAGCAGAUCUGGCCUCACUGCUGAUUGGCAAUCGCACUGAGCCUGUGCAUGUUCCUAAUAUGUUCCCUAACUACAUCCGUGCCCCUAAUGGAGCUGAGGCCAAACCAGUCAGUCAACUAGAAAAAGGUAAUGAAGAUGGUUACCGGAAUAUAACCCUGUCCCUGAUGAGUGACAGGUCACUGAAUGGCAGUGGGAAUCAGGAGUGGUGGGACAUUGCCAUCGCAGGCUGUGCCCCCUCCUCAUGUGGGGUUCUACCCAUGGUCAUAUUCAAUGACAAAGUCAGUCCACCCAGUCUGGGCUUCCUGGCUGGAUAUGGGAUCAUGGGUCUGUAUGUGUCUGUGGUCUUAGUCAUUGGGAAGUUUGUGCGUGGCUUCUUCAGUGAGAUCUCCCACUCCAUCAUGUUUGAGGAGCUGCCCUGUGUGGACCGCAUCCUCAAGCUCUGCACAGACAUCUUCCUGGUGCGUGAGACAGGAGAGCUGGAGCUGGAAGAGGAACUUUACUCCAAAUUGAUCUUCCUCUAUCGAUCUCCAGAGACUAUGAUCAAAUGGACCAGGGACAUCCACAGCCGAGACCAGGACAGAUACUGACUGGUUGGCUGAUUACGUUUGGUUGCAAUAGAACACAGUGAUUUCUGAAGCUGUAACUUGGAAGGCUUCUUGAGAACACUCCUUACCAGAGUGGACAUUGACUUACAGCCAAGGGGACACAUGAGAGGAGACAUACUGUAUGAAACAUCUCCUGUUGCUGGACACUUGUUGCUGUUGCUUGUUCACAGCUGCCUCAGCACUUUCAUCAAACCACCUUACACUACAGACUAUUUCAGUGUGGUGACAUCGAUGGCAGCGGGAUUGGACAUAUCGCCCAUAGAAGGCAAAAUCAGGGGUCAAAUUGAGCUGUGUUUGUUAAUGGUCAGUCAAAGGUCAAAGGUCAAACACAAGAGACACUUCAUUCACUGUGUGGCUGAAACCUGAAACUAACUGUAGGUUGAACCAUCUGCAGUUACUGCAUCAGUAUGGUGAUUGAUUUGAAAACAUGCCAUGCUGUCUAUCAAACUUAGAAAUGUUUUUAAAAUCCUUCGUUCUUGUAAAUGUGUGCAGCAGCCAUGGGCGACUGAUCAGGAACCGAGGUUUGACAAAACAGGUCAGAUUUAAAGGGCCAUUUUAGGUUACAUUUACCUAGUCAGAAGAAGGCAAACUCUGAGUUUGGACUCGUAAUCAAAAGCAGCUCUGUCAGUUCCAGGCCACCACAGGUCCCAGGUUCAGGGACAAUGGAAAAGAGAGCUGUGGAUCAGGCUUCUGGGAGACAAGUUUGCUGAUGCAGUUCCUACUGGUUUUCUUUAGUUGACACUUUAAAGUUAAAUUCAAUUCACUUCAAUUAAAAAGACCUUUUUUUUAAUUAAAAAGUAUAUACAGCAGAGCACACAAUUAUAUAAAAAAAAGAUAUAUAAAUAUACUGGUUGCACCUUUGAUCAUAGUUCACGACACCCUCAGACAAAUGUUGGAUCUGAAUGUGCCCAAGUAAAAUGAAGGAAAAUUGGAAUGUCAUAUUGAAUCAUAAAAAAACAUUUUGGGUGUAAGUCAAGUCAAAUUGAUUGAUAUAGCACAUUUCAUACAAUGUAAGCUCAAUGUCAAAAUGUAUAUGGUGCAUAUUCCUAAAUACAUUUCUAUUCAACCAAAUUACACCAUAAACGGGUUAUCAAUAGGGGCCCACUGCUUAUUCUGGUCCGCAGGCCCCCAGCGGGUUAAUCCAGCCGUGCUCUUCAGCUGCUUCAUCACUACCCAUAACACCUGCACGGUUGAUCUCAGACUACCAUAUCAGAAACUUGAGCUUGUCUUUUUGGGGGAAAACACUUGCUCCAUAAAAACAUUUUUAAUCUUACAUAAAGACAGACAUUUGUAUCAUAAUUGGUGUUUCCUGGUACUUCCUUCAGCAGUACUUCAACAGCUGCAGGACUCCCAUGGUAACCACCAGACAUUAAAACUGAUCUUGAAUCUGGAGGCUAAUAAUUCCUGAGUGGUGAUGGAAAAUGGAAUGGAAAUAUACAUGGCACGCACACUAAACUUCCAAGUUAUAAAACAUGUCAUUAUUUACUGCGUUGGCUCACAGACCUGGGGAUCUGUUCCAGACAGCACACUGCAGUUUCAUUGUCUACCUGAAAGUACAGACAUUCUUUUUGUCAAUCUACACACUCUGAUUUAGACAUUAAAAAUACAUGUUCCUACUGUAUAAGAAAAAGAUCUUGGUUUUACACCACCACAAAUGACUGGAAGAUAAGGGAGAGGAGAUACAGUUAAACCAGCCACGGUAUUGUGAAAGCCAUAGAAUGACCUACACCUUUCAUUGGCUGAUACCAGCCACUGAAGAAGUCCACUGUGACAGCUUUCCCGGCUCACUAAGCUGUGGAGGAACUGCAGCUAAUAAAGCACAUCUGUCUGUUGUAAUUGGACUGUCGUUUGUCAAUCAAAAUGUUUAUAGGAAAGUGCAAUGACAAAGAGUUCUACAAGUUUCUACCGAUGAUUCUUAAUGGGACAUUUCCACCAACUUUUAACCACUGUGCAUUUUCCUGGUGUUAGUACCCAGAGCGGACCUGCAGACAGGAGAUGGUGGUGGAAAGCAGUGUGUGGGUGGGUGUGCCAGCUUACCAGGGUGGUGACGACACUGCUUCCACGGCGAGCCUUCUCAUUUUUCCUCAGAUCCACAGGUCUUUUCUGUUCUGCUAAUUCUCCCGGUCAGAAACACAGAAGUGCACCAUCAGUGUCUUCGGCAGGUUGAGCUUCUUCAGCUGCCGCAGGAGGUUCAUCCUCUGCCGGGCUUUGUUGGUGAGGGAGCUGAUGUUCAGCUCUGAAGGUUUCUUUUCUUUACAAAAUGCUGAAUUGGAUUUGGGUGGAGGAGCUUUGUGGCUGUUGGCUCGUGGUCUGACCCUUUAAUAAUUUCUUGUGAUCGCCAUUCACUCGCAGAUAUUUCCCAGACUGGUUGGAUGCUUCAGCUCACUGUGUCGUUUCAAAAAUCUGUGACCCAAAACACCGGCACGCCCAGUGCUGCCAAACACAGUGCAUUAGUUGCAAAUGCGUUCAGUUCAGCAUGAGAGUGUUCAAUGAGCAGCGUUCUUUUAAUCAUGCAAGUUAAUAAACACACUUUUGCUGAAA
Molecule: messenger RNA, 10514 nt
Organism: Siniperca chuatsi (mandarin fish)
Lineage: Eukaryota; Metazoa; Chordata; Actinopteri; Centrarchiformes; Sinipercidae
Gene: piezo1
Product: piezo-type mechanosensitive ion channel component 1
Source: RefSeq, a predicted model, not a curated record